Neltuma alba is the source of this 1974-nucleotide messenger RNA. RefSeq names its product 25.3 kDa vesicle transport protein. Gene Ontology annotation, molecular function: SNAP receptor activity. The transcript is spliced from 7 exons. Gene Ontology annotation, biological process: endoplasmic reticulum to Golgi vesicle-mediated transport; retrograde vesicle-mediated transport, Golgi to endoplasmic reticulum. NCBI's taxonomy places the organism in Eukaryota, Viridiplantae, Streptophyta, Magnoliopsida, Fabales, Fabaceae. The record is from RefSeq and is a predicted model, not a curated record. The coding region runs from base 905 to 1561 and encodes 218 amino acids.
UUGUCAUACUGUUCGCCAUCUCCCAGUCCGGGAGAUCUUUGCUUGACUGGUAUACUCCCUCUCCCUACCUGCCUCCCUCCGUCCCGCGGUUUCUUGUUUGUCAAUUAAUUCGAUCGGCACCGGCUGCACCAGUUGAGCGAAUCCGACACCCGCUAUAGCUACGGCAGCUCCGGCCGCCAUCAUUUUAUUGUCAUUCUACUUAUCUGUUCCGGUUAGCCUCUUUCUCUCCUUAGAACUUCUCGUGUCGCCCUUCAUCUGAUUGGCCCUUCCUAUCAAUUGCCUCCGAUGUUAUAAUCAUGGCAUCUCCCUCUCUGCUUUCAGUUCCAGUAAACCUUCAAUAUUUCAGUUUCGUUGUUCAGGAAAACGCCUGAAAGUGAUGAAAUCGGGGAUUCUUUAUUGUAUUCGAGACAUAACGAAUACUUCGUGUGAGAAUUCGGCCAUGCAUUAAAAGCCAAAAGAUUAUGAGCCCAACCUCUCUCCACGUAGUCCUUACAGCUAACUUCGAUGACUUAGAUGGACAAGAUCUGAGUAAUAUCUUUUACAUCAAAUAAGUUAACGAUAAUGUCGUAACGAGAUAUUGGCGAUGUUAGCUGUAUCAUACGAUUCAUGCCUGCGUGAUUUCUGACGUGUGUCUUAUUUUGUUAGUGGGCAUGGAUGGUGACCAAGGACCGAGUUCGUUGCAUUAGUUCCUGAGUUUCGGAAAAUAGUUGGGUUGUUUCAAAAUAUUUUAGAUUAUAGAUUUGCUGGACAUACUUUAAAAGUUUAUGCUCUAUGGCGAAAGGGAUCUUGGUGAAAUAGGCAUGCUUAGGUCGAUGCGAGUUCGAAUUGCAGUUUGCUAUCAUCAUGUAGGUUUGCUUCAGUUGAUAAGUCUGCAAUUGCAAACGGACGUUAAUAACUGUGAAGGAUGGUGAAAUUGACUAUGAUUGCUCGUGUAAUUGAUGGUCUUCCUCUAGUGGAGGGACUAGAUGACAGUCGUGAUAUCAAAGAUGCUGAAUUUUACAAACAGCAGGUUAAGGCUUUGUUUAAAAAUCUCUCCCGAAGACAGAAUGAACCAUCCAGGAUGUCAGUCGAAACAGGCCCAUAUAUUUUCCAUUAUCUUGUUGAAGGACGUGUCUGUUAUUUGACAAUGUGUGACCGUGCUUACCCUAAGAAACUGGCUUUCCAAUAUCUUGAAGAGCUCAGCAAUGAGUUUGAGCGAGUUAAUGGGUCUCAAAUUGAAACAGCCGCCAGACCUUACGCCUUUAUUAAGUUUGAUACAUUUAUACAGAAAACAAAGAAGCUGUACCAGGAUACCCAUACUCAGCGCAAUAUUGCAAAGUUGAAUGAUGAACUCUAUGAAGUCCAUCAGAUAAUGACUCGAAAUGUGCAGGAAGUUCUUGGUGUUGGUGAACAGUUGGACCAGGUCAGCCAAAUGUCCAGUCGCCUAACAUCAGAAUCUCGCAUAUAUGCUGACAAGGCUAAAGAUUUAAAUAGACAGGCUCUGAUCCGAAAGUGGGCCCCUGUCGCUAUCGUUUUUGGAGUUGUGUUCGUACUUUUCUGGGUCAAAACUAAGCUCUGGUGAUCCAGCACAGAUAGCACACGACAUUUAGUUUUUGGCCCAUGAUUUCCCAGGGUUGGAAACCCUAUAUGCGAUUUGUGAUUUCCACGCUUCGUGUCAGUUUCGAUGUAGAAAAAGAUGAUCCUGUUACAAGAACAACUCAGUGUGGGCGGAACUACCCAAAUUAAUUUCUCGACCUCAGCGUUUGCAAGUCAACGUGCAAUAUCCUCAUUUGCUGAAUUAGGCUCGACUUGUAGGUUCAAUGAACGUAGAAAACUAGUGGCUUGCAAAUUUUCAAGCACAGAAUUCAUAAGUAACCAGUUUUAGACUUGAAAUUCACGUGGCUUCUGUCUGAUUGUAAUCUUCAUAUAUGAAGGCCGGAUAUCCUAUGUAUUUUUAAGUGUACAUGUUAUUGAUAAUCUAUAUCCAUUAAUGAA